AUGUCCCCGUUGGCGCUGAGGGUGGUGCUCCUUCUGGACCUUCUGGUAGUGCCCCUACUCCACCAGCUGGUAGUGAGGGUGAGGGAGACUGUUUACGUUACCAAGGGAUCGGCACCUUCUCCCACCCCCUCUGCUGACAAGCCCGCCACUCCCGAGAAUGAGACACCUGAGGCCGAGUACCCUGCUUCUUCCCAGGUUCCCAGCGGUGCUCUUGCCACUCCUACUCCCUUGUACCCCACUGGUAACAACGGCACCUUCCCCGGUGGCCCAACUGGCUUCAUGACCUCCACCAAGCCUACCUACCCCAUCGGCACUGGUGUCCCAUCCCAGCCCAGCGAGACCAGCCAGCUGCCCACCUUCUCCAUCGUCACCGACGCCGGCACUCCUGUUGCUCCCACUCCCUCCCCCGCUGCCAGCAGCACCGCUAGUGGCGGAUAUGGCAACGGAUACCCUGCUGUUCCCGCUGUCCCCGAGGCUGCCUCAUCUGCCUCCAGUGUGAAGGCUAGCCCCUCUCCUACUCCCGCCGACUUCAGCGGUAACGGUGGCUACGGCACCGACAACUACGGCGCCGGCUACUAA
Molecule: messenger RNA, 579 nt
Organism: Plenodomus lingam JN3
Lineage: Eukaryota; Fungi; Ascomycota; Dothideomycetes; Pleosporales; Leptosphaeriaceae
Source: RefSeq, a predicted model, not a curated record